This is a messenger RNA of Hibiscus syriacus, 606 nucleotides long. RefSeq names its product dirigent protein 2-like. The coding region runs from base 16 to 606 and encodes 196 amino acids. The record is from RefSeq and is a predicted model, not a curated record. The transcript has a single exon. Lineage: Eukaryota; Viridiplantae; Streptophyta; Magnoliopsida; Malvales; Malvaceae.
UUCUCCAAACCAACAAUGGCAGCCUCAAUGUUGAAAACCCAAUGCUUCAUCUUCUACCUCACCAUCAUCACCUUAUUCUCAACACUUGCCGUUUCCGAUCAUCGAUCGAACUCCGAUGUAUUCGGCAAAGACAUAUCUCCAUCAUCACUAGGGCUCAAACGAGAAAAGUUAUCCCACCUUCACUUUUACUUCCAUGACAUAGUCUCCGGAAAAAACGCGACCGCAAUUCACGUUGCCGGCACAUCCUCUAAUAACAGUUCCUUACCGUUGUUCGGCGACAUUUAUAUGAUCGAUGACCCUUUGACGAUCAACCCCGACAUCAACUCCAAAACGGUGGGAAAAGCACAGGGAAUGUAUGCAUACUCAUCGCAAACCGAAAUGAGCUUGUUAAUGGUGCUCAAUUUUGCUUUCACGGAAGGCAAAUACAAUGGCAGCACUCUCAGCGUUUUAGCUCGCAACGAGGUUCUUAACACCCUACGAGAGAUGCCGAUCGUUGGUGGGACCGGCAGCUUCCGAUUUGCUAGGGGCUAUGCUCAGGCUAGGACUCACUCGAUCACCCUUGUCCAUGCCAUUGUGGAGUAUAAUGUUUUUGUAUUUCAUUAUUGA